AAAUCUUUCUCUAGCAAAGGCCAAGAAGAAUACUUGAACGCAGGAUGUCGAAGGUCAUCCCCAGCCAUGUGGUACGGGUUGGACAGACAAUAUGUGUUUCAUCCCAGGAAGAGCAGUGCUUGCAUAAGCAUGGGUGCUUGCCCUCUCACACGUUGCCCACAAAGUACUUUUAUUACUCAAUGGAAAGUUUGGACAGACAGAGCUCACUUGCCCAAACCAAAGGAUGCUCAUUGCCCAAGACUGAACUCUUUGGCUCUUGGAAGCCUCGAACAGAGACCAUGCCCAUGACAAUGUCUCCAGCCCCAGAAGAUGAAUGUCUGCAAGAGGAACCAUUAGGCACAACCAGUGACACCUGCCCGUUCUCUCCUACUUUGGAUAUAUCCAUUGAGAACCUGAACCGUCUGAUCCUGGAGAUCGAUCCCACUUUCCAGCCUCUUCAGCUCAAGUCAGGCCCAACCCAGAUGCCUGCACAAGUUAUCCCGUGUGAGCAAAAGCAUGCCCCAGAUUCCCCAGACAUAAAAUACAUCGAAAUGUCACCCACCAGAACGAAUUGCACGGAGUUCUUGCAGAAUUCAGCAAGCCCUUCUAGAACUCCACUCUCGGUAUCUCCCCCAAACCAUGUCCGACUACUGCCACAUAGAGAAAGCCCCGGAGAUAACUCCAGCCUUAGAGACCACACUACUUUUUUAUGCAGUAACAACCCCAGAGGCACCCAACGCUUCCUACCCACAGAGAGACAAGCGCCAAUGUCCUUCCAAGCAUCCGCGAGCAUCUCCAUUCCAAAGCGGGAAGAGAACGGCACUACCACCAGCGGGUCAAAUUCUCUUCUGGCCACCUCGCCAGGCUUUGAGAACUUCCUGAAGCCUUUGCCACAUGGGAAGAUUCAGCAGUGGUCCAGUGAAGCAUCUGUACUUUCAACAAGUCCUGGGUCGGAUACCAGUUACAUUCUGGGAAGCACUCAGUCGUUGCCUAGCAAUGAACCGGACACCCCUCCAGCCAGGUCAACAGGAAGUCACUCUUCUGUGGGCUCCAUGAGUGGCUCUUCCAUUGGCCAACAAGGCCUGGAGGCCAUCAAUUCCACUGUCACUUCCUCCCUGAAAGUGAAUUCUCCGCUACCCCCAUCAUUCCAGAAGGGACAGUCCCCACCUGCUCCUCUAUCUCCCCUUGCAAACUCCACAUUCCCUAUCCCCAUUUUGCUUGUCAAUGGUUGUCUGGAACGCAGUGAGAUGUCUGCAAAACCUUCCAAGGUUCGCCAGGGAUCUUUCAAACAGAAGGUAUCCCCACCAAGUUCUGGCACUGUUUCGAGUGUUGGCAGUUCCAGCAAGACCUCUUCUGAGAGCUCACUUACAUCGUUGUCAUCUGGGGAGAGCUAUCCCAGAGAGGCCCAGACAACCAUGAAAUUUGUGCUGGAUACCUCCAAAUAUUGGUUCAAACCAAGCAUCACACGGGACCAAGCUGUUCAGCUGCUGCUGGAUGAACCCCCUGGUACUUUCAUCAUGCGGGAUAGCACCUCUUUCCGCGGCUCCUUUGGCUUGGCCAUGAAGGUCUCCAGCAGCAAAACAGGGGAGGACUGCGGCCCUGAUUCCAUCAGACACUUCCUCAUCGAGUCUUCCACCAGAGGAGUUCAUCUUAAAGGGGCUGAUGAAGAACCCUAUUUCGGAAGCCUCUCCGCGUUUGUCUAUCAACACACCAUCAUGCCUUUAGCAUUACCCUGCAAACUGGUGAUCCCCAGCCAAGAUUUCAUUGGUGGGGAGGAAAAUCUCGCCAUGAGCUCAGAAGCCACUGUUCCCCUUCCAAAUAAAGCAGCUGUUUGCAAUCUCUUGUACCUGCACUCUGUGACCAUGGAGACGCUCACAGGCAAAGCAGCAGUUCAGAAAGCCGUGUCUUCCGUUUUUGAACUGGAGACUCCACCCACACCCACCGUUGUCCAUUUCAAAGUCACCAAGCAAGGAAUUACUUUGACAGACAUCCAGAGAAAGGUUUUUUUCAGACGGCACUACCCAUUGGCUACCAUCAGCUUUUGUGACCUGGAUCCAGAAAAAAGGAAAUGGCAAAAAUUUUCCAGGACUUCAAGGAUCUUUGGUGUUGUCGCCAAGAGCCCAGCCGACGCCGAGAACAUUUGCCACAUCUUUGCAGAGUAUGACCCCGUCCAUCCAGCUUCUCACAUUGUUGACUUCGUGAAGAAAAUCCUACCUGCUGCUUAAGGACGCCUGGACACUGAGCACCGCCUUUCCCAGCUGUCUCCUCACCCCCACCCCAUGCAGA
Messenger RNA from Heteronotia binoei (common prickly gecko), 2265 nucleotides. RefSeq names its product tensin 4 (gene TNS4). The transcript is spliced from 12 exons. Bases 45 to 2204 code for a protein of 719 amino acids. Gene Ontology annotation, molecular function: protein binding. The record is from RefSeq and is a predicted model, not a curated record. Lineage: Eukaryota; Metazoa; Chordata; Lepidosauria; Squamata; Gekkonidae.